CUCCUCAGUCUCUCACCUCACUCUCGUGAAAUCACCAUGGGGCUCACAACACUUCAUCCCAUUCCUCUCUCGAAGCUUCCCACUGCCUCCACUUUCCUCCCUAAACCCUUUCUUCCUCCUAGACAACAAACCCUAAUCACCCCCUCAGCUGCACUUUUAUCUCGAUCAAUUUUUGUGAGAAAUCUGUUGACGAGGGCAACCUCAUCCGAUGAAACAUCCGGGUCAAGUAGUUUUUAUGGUGAGAAGCGUGACGGUGUUGUAAUCUUGGAUGAUGUCAAAGGAGCUGGUGAGAAUGGAUUCAGUGAAACUGUGGUGAGUCAAGAUCCAAAGGAAGAGGUGCCCGUGGAUGAACAAGCGUUUGCUCUGUUGGAUGAUCUCAAUAUGAAGCUGGACUUAAACGAUACUGGUUCUAUUGUCUUGUAUGGUAGCGGUGCUGUAGUGGCCCUGUGGUUGUUAUCAGCCGUUAUUGGUGCAAUUGAUUCUAUCCCUCUGUUCCCCAAGUUGUUGGAAGUUGUAGGGCUUUCAUAUACAGUUUGGUUCACUACCCGUUAUCUGCUUUUCAAGAAAAACAGAGAUGAGCUAGGUGCUAAAAUAGAGGAGCUCAAGGAACAAGUAAUUGGUUCAGAAGAUAAAUAAUUGUACUGAAAGUAUGGGUUUUUAUUUUUCGGCUGUGCUUACAGUAUGAUUGUACAGUUACGUCCCUUCUAGUUAAGUGAAUUUGUUGAUUUUCUUCUCCAUCCCUCAUACCGCCUCUUUGCUACACAGGCAAGUACUGUAGAUUUUGUUUUGGUUGAUAAGUAGUAUAGUGUCAGCAUCUGUAUUCCAUUAUUCAAAGUGUUGCUAGUGCUUAAUCUGUUUGUGCAUUGUGGCUAUCCAUUGCACUUUUCACUGGUUGCACAGGUUUGAGUUUAAAUAAUGGCUUUGCAUAGUAA
Messenger RNA from Lotus japonicus, 932 nucleotides. RefSeq names its product protein CURVATURE THYLAKOID 1D, chloroplastic. Gene Ontology annotation, cellular component: chloroplast thylakoid membrane; thylakoid. NCBI's taxonomy places the organism in Eukaryota, Viridiplantae, Streptophyta, Magnoliopsida, Fabales, Fabaceae. The record is from RefSeq and is a predicted model, not a curated record. The coding region runs from base 37 to 636 and encodes 199 amino acids. The transcript has 5 exons.